Aspergillus wentii DTO 134E9 is the source of this 3423-nucleotide messenger RNA. RefSeq lists its product as uncharacterized. Gene Ontology annotation, cellular component: cytoplasm. The transcript is spliced from 10 exons. Lineage: Eukaryota; Fungi; Ascomycota; Eurotiomycetes; Eurotiales; Aspergillaceae. Bases 1 to 3423 code for a protein of 1140 amino acids. Gene Ontology annotation, molecular function: dipeptidyl-peptidase activity. The record is from RefSeq and is a predicted model, not a curated record.
AUGGACGCAAAAGUCAAGCAGCACUACCUGGCUGACUCGCCUCCCUCUGUGGUUAGGCUGGAAAUCAAGUCUCACUUUGACAAUCUCAAGGAUGCUAAGCUGAGAAAAUAUGCACACUAUAUCAGCAGAGCUGCAUUCGAAGGUACUCGUAUUACACUACGUCAAGUUUCCCCCGAAUCCGAACCUAUCUACGAUCUCAUUAUUUCUCUCUACCAUACCUGCAAUGGAGACUGGGCUAGCCUUGCUCAGAAAGCCAGCGUCAGCGAUGAACACCUUCGCUUUUUCUUGGAAUAUGCCGUGCAAUUCCUCGGAAACUGUGGUAACUAUAAAGGGUUCGGUGACUCAAAGUUCAUUCCUCGAUUGCCGGCCGCAGCCUUUGAAGCUCUAGCUUCUACCACAGCAGAGACGAAGGCAGCUUUUGAGAAGGCUAGCAAGACUGGAGGUGGAAUUUACGAGACCAAUGAACAAUCUCUCAUGCACCUUGGCUACUCGGAAGGUGGCCAUAUGACCACCUACUACCCUGACUCGCCGUCCAUCACCAAGGAUGAAAUUACAGCGAUCGGGGAUCUUAUGGAGAAAAAGGGACUGCCCUUGGAGAAUACAAGACUAAGGAAGACGUCCUCUGGUGACUUUGAGCUGCUGAUUGCUUCUGGUGUCUCUUCGCCCCCUGCACAGGACCGGGACCUUGGCGAGACCGACUCUUUCGAGCUGGAAGGGAACCUGAAAGGAAAGACUAUCCGCUUCAAGGCGGGUCUUAACGCGGCCAAUGACAACCAGAAGCGCAUGCUUGACAGCUAUGCUAAGUCAUUUGGCGCUGGCUCUAUUGAGGCGAUCAAGGAAAGUCAGCGCAUUUGGGUGAAGGACCAAAAGCCAGCACUUGAAACCAACCUCGGUUUCGUAGAGACCUACAGAGAUCCCCACGGAGUUCGGGGAGAAUGGGAAGGUUUUGUGGCUCUGGUCAACCUAGAACGGACCCGGUCUUUUGGCAAGCUGGUGGACAGUGCGGAAAGCAUGAUCCCCAAGCUUCCCUGGGGCGAGGACUUCGAGAAGGAUACAUUCCUUAGCCCUGAUUUUACGUCUCUCGAGGUCUUGAGCUUCCAAUCUUCCGGCAUUCCCGCUGGUAUCAACCUGCCCAACUACGAUGAUAUUCGACAGAACCUCGGAUUCAAAAAUGUUUCCCUUGGCAAUGUGCUCAGCGCCAAGGCCCCCAAUGAGCCUGUUCCGUUCAUCUCUGAGAAGGACUUGGAUGUUUACCGUAGAUGCCGAGACCCAGCUUUCGAAGUGCAAGUCGGUAUUCAUGAGCUUCUUGGACACGGGACGGGUAAAUUGCUGCAGGAGACAGCUCCAGGGGAAUACAAUUUUGAUAAAUCAAACCCUCCCAUGAGCCCAGUCACGAACAAGCCCGUUUCAACCUGGUAUAAACCCGGUCAAACUUGGAGCUCCGUGUUUGGUGCUAUCGCUUCCUCGUACGAGGAAUGCCGCGCAGAGUGUGUGGCUAUGGUGCUUGGAUGCGACUUUGAAAUUUUGAAGAUCUUUGGAUUUGGUGACGGAAAGGAAGACCUAUCGAAUGAAGCUGGUGAUGUUUUGUUUGCUUCAUAUUUGCAGAUGGCCCGUGCCGGUCUAGUUGCAUUGGAGUUUUGGGACCCCAAGACUCAGAAAUGGGGACAAGCUCACAUGCAAGCCCGGUAUAGUAUCUUGCGGACAUUCCUCGACGCAGGCGAUGACUUUGUCAAGCUUGUUCAUAGCAAGGAAGAUCUGUCCGAUCUUGAGAUCCAUUUGGACCGAUCUAAGAUCCUGACCCAUGGACGACCCGCAGUGGAGAAAUACCUGCAAAAGUUGCAUGUCUACAAGAGUACAGCAGAUGUUGAGGCGGGCAAAAAGCUGUACGAUGAUAUCACUUCAGUGAAUGAGUGGUGGGGAACUCAGGUUCGUGAAAUUGUCUUGAAGAACAAGGUCCCCCGCAAGGUCUUCGUACAGGGCAACACGAUCCUGAACGGGGAUGAAGUGACCUUGAAGGAGUACGAGCCUACCCUCGAGGGCAUGAUCCAAAAAACCCAUUCGCCUUACGGAGUUGAAACGGAUUCCAUCACCUUGUCGCGGCAAUCGAGUUCUUCUGGCUCGCCUACCACGGCGCGGCCUCAUCAUUUAACGGACUCCCGAGCGGAGGACGACGACGACUUCUAUACCGCACCCCCGCCGCAAUCACCGGUCUCUGAAGCCUCAUCCUCUAAUUCAUUCACGUCUCGUCCGCCUCCGUUUUCUUCGCUCGUUUUCGCCUCUCCGACCGACCUCAAUCGAUCCCACAAGCCUGCGACCAGCCAGUCUGGGUCGCUUUCCCUCCCAGCCCCAGCUUUUGCACCUCCGCCACCCGUCGAAGAGUCUUUCGAGCCCGGGCCUUCACCUUCCAUAGUCGCGGAUACCAAAGCUUCUCUUUCUCGAGACCCGAAACCAGAGAACUUGGGGAAGUCUUCGGACGAAGAACCACCACCACCAUACACGGAAGGAGACAGUCCCAUCGAAUCAUUUACAUACGUAAUGGCUGCGGCAGGAGGCGCGUCGAGUAUCAUUACUCAGGUGCAGCAGGCAGCUGGACCACCGAUCAAUACACUCGGAGAUAUCAGCGGAGAUGAGCAUAUUACUCUUGAUCUUCGAGGAACUCGCUUCACUCUUUCCCGAGAUGAGUUAUUGACUUUGCCGGAAUUCGUUCUGCUGUCGCUUUUCCCAAAUGGCUUGCUCCCUGAUGGGCAUAUGGGUACUUUCCACGAAGGUGAUAUUUAUCCGGUUGAUUAUGAUCCUACAUCCCUUCAAUACAUGUUGGACUUCUUCCGUACUGUCGCUCAGUCGAUUCCCUCAUCCUCGCCUUCUCCAUCAACGUCCCCCGAAAUGGAAAUGUCCGACUCGAUGCAGGCAUCUGCCAGAGAUAUGCUCCAAGACCGGGCUGGCAUUAUUGUCCUGCGCGAGGACCUUGACUUCUACGCGAUACCACCGUAUCCCGAUAUUGACCAAGCGGAAAUGACUGAGGUUAAGCGAGCCGCUGCGAGAGCACUGCUGAAACAAGAUGGCAUUUUCUCCGGCCUUCGGAAAAGUGACGAAGUCGGCUCAACCGAACAACACCUUAUUGAGAUGCUGACAGCAGGCGGGUUUGACCGUGACGACCGAUGGGGUCACCGUGCCCCAGAACCCCACAAGGCAGUGAUUUGCAGUCUUGCGCUGGCUAAGCUUCGCACCGACAUCAAAGGCGAUCUGACCAACAACAAUGCCGUUGGAAUGGCCCAAAAACUCCUCCUAUUCUGGCGAAAGCCCGCCAGAAGAUGCUGGUGGGAAGGCGUCGAAUUAGAUGACGUGGAGGGUGUGGAAGGAAAAGUCAAGAUCUGGGUCCGCAGAGUGUGGACUCUUGAAAUGAGUGUUAUCGGACUUCGGUAG